Messenger RNA from Lecanosticta acicola, 2046 nucleotides. Lineage: Eukaryota; Fungi; Ascomycota; Dothideomycetes; Mycosphaerellales; Mycosphaerellaceae. The record is from the annotation of a GenBank genome assembly.
AUGCUGUGCCAAAUGCCGAAGCUCACUCCUCUACAAUCGCGCCUGGCUGCUUCCAUAUCCGCCUUGGCCCUCGUGGCUCUCAUCUACUGGUCACUAUCUAACCCACACUUCGCAUACGCCGCCGAAUUACCGCAUGACGGGAGUGGGAACUUGAGGAGCGGCGACGACCACAAUUGGCAUCGGAUAAGAGAUGAUUCCGUUGGAGGAGGUGAAGCAGGUGGUCAUGCAGAAACUUCGAUGCGUGAGGAGCAAAAGGAGUCCCACGUUGCAAGGGCGACAGAAAAUACACAGUUUCGAGGCAACAACAUUGGGACGCUGUACGAUGUCAGCGCAGGCGGCCUGGCCAUAUGGGAAUACCCAAAGGAGUACCUGACUGCGAACCACACGGACGCUGGGCCUGGUCUGCCCAGCACACCUUCAGGAAGGAAGGCUUCGUUCCAACUAAAGCAUCACGAGCUUCGCAAGCGAGGAGAGGACGAGCAGUUGCCACCAAGGCAGAGCACGAACACCGAGAACACAAUCUACAUCUCGGGCAAUACAUGCAGUCAACCUCUGUGGAGUGGGACAGAAACUCAGACGGCUGGGCCGCCUCAGCUCACGCUCUAUGUUUCGACGGCUUCCGGCAACAAGGACCUUGGGCCUAGCGGGAGCAAUCAGCAAGUCUAUCCUUUCGACAACGGCUUCGUGAAUGCUUCGGUUCCAUCAGCCAGUGGGGAUUGGUACGUCGCUGUUGCUGCACCGCAACUGCCGACGGACUUUACUGGCUCUUGGAAUUACCAGCUUGCGGCGUCCAUCGAUGGAUACUUCCACUCAGCGGAGCCGGAAGACCCUUUCCUCUACCUAGUCGAUACUGAUUCGAACGCCGCUCUACUUGUCACGGACAACUUGACUGAGGCAGAUGCGUCCGACCCUCUGUACAAGCAAUGGAUGAAUCUGACCGCUCCAUUCAUUAUCUUUGCUACCAACCAGAACAUAACGGGCACUAUGGGCUUGGAGAACUCAUUCUGCGGCUUGCAGACCUUUGCCAAAAACUACAGUCAAAUCCAGGCGUCGCAGAGUGACUUGCAAGGGAAUGAAACGCAUGUGGAGAUGGGUAUGAUCACGCGUGGCCUCGGCAAGAAGCCCAAAGAACAAUUCUACAUCACAAAUCUUAACCGGACGAGCCAGUAUACAGCGUACCUGGCUAUGGAUGGCAAUUCAACCGCUUCCGGAGACGGUGUGGUCGGAGGUGGCGGCAAGGUCUGGGGCGCCGGAGUCGACUUCACGACCAAGUCUGACGGGAAUUGCCAGCUCAUGUUCAACCUGACCUUCUGCGACGAAGUCGCCUAUGCUGUCCCCGCGAAUCCGACAAACGCCAACUAUUCUUCUUUCGAAAGACUGCAGUUCUUCUACGAAAACUACACGACUUCCUGGUACCCAACCUUCAAUUAUACCUUAUCUCAGGUGGCCUGCAACACGACCGCAGAUGCUCGGUACUCCCUGGCAAAGAACUGCACGAAUUGCGCCGCAGCGUACAAAGAAUGGCUCUGCGCCGUAUCCAUCCCACGAUGCGAAGACUUCUCCAACCAAGCCCCCUACCUACAAGUCCGCAACGUCGGGCAAUCCUUCUACAACAACGCCUCCACCCUCGACGACGACUUCCUCAACCAACAGUACGUGCCCAUGUCGGACGCGCCCACCAUCCAAGGCAGCAAUGCCUUCCAGCAGACCUACGCUUCGAGCUUCGCGACCAAUCGCUCCCGCAAUCUCCAGAUCGACGCGCAGAUCCGACCGGGCCCGUACAAGGAAGUCAAGCCGUGUGAAGAUCUGUGCUAUAGUCUGAUGCAGAGCUGUCCCGCUUCGAUGAACUUUGCGUGUCCGUAUCCCGGGCGAGGGCUGGAGGCUAGCUAUGGCUUUCGCGAUCCCAGUGGCGUGGUCACUUGUAGUUAUCUGGGAGCGGUCUACUACCAGAACGGAGCGGCCGGGUUUGCGGCGGCGGCUGCUGCUGCUGUCUGGAGGGCAGUCUUAUCUGCGAUCGCUGUGGGUGUUGUAUUGUAUUGGCGUUGA